AAUUUUUUUAGAAGCAAACAGCACCGGUUUUUUUUUUUGUUCAUAUAAAUUUAUACAUUUACCACUUUUUAAAGAAAUUAAUGUGUUAAAUUAUAAAUUAAAUAAUAUCUUAGAGUACGUUUGUUUCAUAUGCAUCUGAAAUGAGCGACUCUAAAUCCUCACGUUCUUCCUCGCAAGUUUCUCUGCUGGCUAACAAACCGGCCAAUUUGCAGUGUAAAGAUUUUCAAGAAUACCUGAGAACACGUUCUGCGGAUACCUUGGAACGACUAUACAACUAUCCCACAAUAUGUUUGGCGGUCUAUAGGGAACUGCCGGAAAUAGCAAGGCAGUUUAUAAUACGCAUAUUGUUUGCCGAACAACCAGUACCUCAGGCUGUCGUAGCCUCUUGGGGUUCACAGCAUUAUGCCAAAGAACAACAAGUUUCCACUAAUACCUUAAGUGAGCUCAAUGUUUGGCGUACGACUGCCAUACCGGGUGGUUUAUCGGCCUGGGAAUUGUGCCCUACCUUCAAGAAGAAUCUAAAAAUCGCUUUAUUGGGAGGAGGUAAACCUUGGUCGAUGUCUCAUACUUUGGAAAAAGAUUCCAAGCCACGUGAUAUAGCUUUUCUCGAUCAAUAUGCCAUGUCUAGAUGGCGUUGUGUGCUUCAUUAUAUGGUGGGCACGGGCGGUUCGGGUAAAAGUCAAGAAAGCGAAGUCAUUAGCCCUGAUGCUGUGAGGAUACUAUUACAUGCUAAUCUUAUGAAGCGUGAGGAUUCGGUUAUAACCAUAACACGUCAGGGUUUCCAGUUUCUUUUGCUGGAUACACAAUCCCAGGUUUGGCACUUUAUGCUGCAGUAUUUAGACACCUGCGAAGAGAGAGGUCUAUCUUUGCCCGAGUGUCUGAGCAUGUUGUUUCAACUUAGUUUCUCUACUCUGGGUAGAGACUACAGUUCUGAGGGCAUGUCACCCAAAAUGUUAACGUUCCUGCAACAUUUAAGAGAAUUUGGUUUAGUAUUUCAACGCAAACGUAAAGAGGGCAGAUUUUAUCCCACCCGCUUGGCUUUAAAUGUCACCAAUAAAGCAGCUACUGUGCCAGCGGUCGUUUUGGAAGAGGAAAAAUCUCAGGAAAGUGGCUACAUAAUAGUGGAGACAAAUUAUCGUGUUUAUGCCUAUACUGAUUCACCUUUACAAGUCGCUGUCUUGGGUCUAUUUACAGAAUUACUGUAUCGUUUUCCCAAUUUAGUGGUGGGUGUCUUGACUCGCGACUCUGUGCGUCAGGCUCUCAGAGGAGGCAUUACGGCCGAUCAAAUUAUAAGCUAUUUAGAACAAUACUCUCAUCCCAAUAUGAAAUUAACGGAAUCGGCUAUUAAGUCAAAAUCUCCCUUACCACCCACGGUAGUGGAUCAAAUUAAACUGUGGGAAUUGGAACGUAAUCGUUUUACCUAUACCGAGGGUGUGGUAUAUAAUCAAUUUUUAUCGCAGGCCGAUUUUGUAACCCUACGCGACUAUGCUCAAUCGAUUAGUGUGCUGGUGUGGCAAAAUGAAAGAACACGUACAAUGGUAGUGACGAAAAAUGGUCAUGAUGAUGUUAAGAAAUAUUGGAAAAGAUACUCAAAGAGUGGUGGCUAAUAAAGAGAAGGGAAUACUUAGUUAUUCGUUAAGUUUAAGUUUUAGAUUUAAAA
Molecule: messenger RNA, 1660 nt
Organism: Lucilia cuprina (Australian sheep blowfly)
Lineage: Eukaryota; Metazoa; Arthropoda; Insecta; Diptera; Calliphoridae
Gene: mrn
Product: general transcription factor IIH subunit 4
Exons: 2
Coding region: 141-1607 (488 amino acids)
Biological process (GO): nucleotide-excision repair
Cellular component (GO): transcription factor TFIIH core complex; transcription factor TFIIH holo complex
Molecular function (GO): ATPase activator activity; double-stranded DNA binding
Source: RefSeq, a predicted model, not a curated record